Molecule: messenger RNA, 238 nt
Organism: Sphaeroforma arctica JP610
Lineage: Eukaryota; Ichthyosporea; Ichthyophonida
Exons: 1
Biological process (GO): snRNA 3'-end processing
Cellular component (GO): integrator complex
Source: RefSeq, a predicted model, not a curated record
AUGGAGAAGCUGCAGUGCCCUCUAGACACCAAGCUACAGCUGGUGCCAUUGCUGGGCCACAUGUUCCACACCCCGGCCAUGGCCUCUGAGGCACGCGCAGUACUGACAUCACUCUCGGAGACAUACCCUACGCGUGACUUUGUGCUGAGUAUAUUGAUCACACUGACUCGCCUGACACUGAGGUCUCUGGUGGACACUCAUGCGCAGAUGGAGCUGCUGACCACGCACCUUCGAGUGG